This is a messenger RNA of Haliaeetus leucocephalus (bald eagle), 3421 nucleotides long. RefSeq names its product dystrobrevin, alpha (gene DTNA). The transcript has 25 exons. Bases 1 to 2379 code for a protein of 792 amino acids. The record is from RefSeq and is a predicted model, not a curated record. Gene Ontology annotation, molecular function: zinc ion binding. Gene Ontology annotation, biological process: synaptic signaling. Lineage: Eukaryota; Metazoa; Chordata; Aves; Accipitriformes; Accipitridae. Gene Ontology annotation, cellular component: plasma membrane; synapse.
AUGAUUUUGUCUUCCAGAAUGAUUGAAGAUUGUGGGAAAAGAGGAAAUACCAUGGCAGAAAGAAGGCAGCUGUUUGCAGAAAUGCGGGCUCAGGAUCUGGAUCGCAUUCGUUUGUCCACCUACAGAACAGCAUGCAAGCUUAGAUUUGUUCAGAAGAAAUGCAACUUGCACCUUGUGGACAUCUGGAAUGUGAUAGAAGCCUUGCGGGAAAACGCACUGAACAACCUGGAUCCCAACAUCGAACUGAAUGUGGCUCGCCUGGAGGCUGUGAUUUCAACUAUCUUCUACCAGCUCAACAAACGGAUGCCAACAACCCACCAGAUCAACGUGGAGCAAUCCAUCAGCUUACUGCUCAACUUCUUGCUAGCAGCCUUUGAUCCGGAAGGACAUGGUAAAAUUUCUGUUUUUGCUGUCAAAAUGGCCUUGGCAACUCUUUGUGGAGGAAAGAUCAUGGACAAAUUAAGAUAUAUUUUCUCAAUGAUUUCCGAUUCCAGUGGAGUGAUGGUUUAUGGCAGAUAUGACAUGUUUCUGCGGGAGGUUCUCAAGCUGCCCACGGCUGUCUUCGAAGGGCCUUCAUUUGGUUAUACUGAGCAGUCAGCAAAAUCCUGUUUCUCGCAGCAGAAGAAAGUCACAUUAAACACUUUCUUGGAUACUCUCAUGUCUGAUCCCCCACCACAGUGUCUAGUGUGGUUACCACUUCUGCAUCGACUGGCAAAUGUUGAAAAUGUCUUCCACCCCGUUGAGUGUUCCUACUGCCACAGCGAGAGCAUGAUGGGGUUUCGCUACCGCUGCCAGCAGUGUCACAAUUACCAGCUCUGUCAGGACUGCUUCUGGAGGGGCCAUGCCAGCGGUUCCCACAGCAACCAGCACCAAAUGAAAGAGUACACGUCAUGGAAAUCACCUGCUAAGAAGCUAACUAAUGCACUUAGCAAGUCUUUAAGCUGUGCUUCCAGCCGUGAACCUUUGCACCCAAUGUUCCCUGACCAGCCUGAAAAACCUCUAAACCUGGCUCAUAUUGUAGAUACUUGGCCCCCCCGACCAGUAACCAGCAUGAACGACACACUCUUCUCCCACUCUGUUCCCUCAGGAAGUCCUUUUGCAAACAGAAGAAGAAACACCCUACAGACUGUUAAGUUACUUGGGGGUAUACAUGCAGCCAGUCCUGUGGCUGAUGAGCAUUCUCUUAUAAAGCUGUAUGUAAAUCAGCUUCACAACAAUUCACGCUCUCCUUCCAAGAGUACUGAAGUAGAGCAGAGCAAACUGCUGGCUAGGGCUGCUCCAGCUUUUUUGAAAGGCAAAGGGUUACAGUACAGCCUCGAUGUUGCAGACAGGCUGGCCGAUGAACAUGUACUCAUCGGGUUGUAUGUCAACAUGCUGCAGAGCAACCCCGCACGCGUGCUCGACAGCGCAAGUCGCCUGGAUGAAGAACACAAGCUGAUCGCCAGGUAUGCAGCAAGGCUGGCAGCAGAAACUUCUUCAUCACAGCAGGGUCAGCAGAGAGGGGCAUCAGAUAUCUCCUUCACCAUUGAUGCAAACAAGCAACAAAGGCAGCUGAUUGCAGAGCUUGAAAAUAAAAACCGAGAAAUCCUACAGGAGAUCCAGAGGCUGCGACUUGAACAUGAGCAGGCGUCUCAGCCCACACCGGAGAAGGCACAACAAAAUCCCACUCUCCUUGCAGAGCUCCGGCUCCUGAGACAGCGGAAGGAUGAGCUGGAACAGAGGAUGUCUGCUCUCCAGGAAAGCCGGAGGGAGCUUAUGGUUCAGUUAGAAGGCCUCAUGAAACUGCUGAAGGAAGAAGAAUUGAAACAGACCCAAGGGGCAGGCUCCCCACGUUCCUCACCCAGUCACACUAUCAGUCGGCCGAUUCCAAUGCCCAUCAGGUCUGCCUCUGCCUGCUCCACCCCAACCCACGCACCUCAGGACUCUCUGACUGGGGUGGGAGGAGAUGUGCAGGAAGCCUUUGCACAAAGUGCAAGACGAAACUUAAGAAACGAUUUGCUGGUGGCAGCAGAUUCAAUCACCAACACGAUGUCGUCUUUGGUAAAAGAACUAAAUUCUGAAGUGGGCAGCGAGACAGAAAGCAAUGUGGAUUCUGAAUUUGGACGGACUCAUUUUGAUGACCUUGUGCCAUCCCCAACGUCUGAGAAGGCUUUCCUGGCGCAGAUCCAUGCGCGGAAGCCAGGGUACAUCCACAGCGCUGCUGCCACCGGCUCCAUCCGCAGUGACAUGGUUACAGAAGAUGGAGACCCCUAUGUCAGAGCAGAUGAUGAAAAUUAUGAGAAUGACUCUGUCCGCCAGCUGGAGAACGAACUGAAGAUGGAGGAGUACCUGAAGCAGAAGCUGCAGGAUGAGGCAUACCAGGUCAGUUUGCAAAGUUGAGUGCAAUAUCCUUCUCUCUCUCCUCUCAAGCAAGCUGCAGUCAGACAGACAACGAAAGCUAUGUAAGAACUGAUGAUGAGGAGAGCUGCUUUCGGACAGACGAUGAAGAAAACUCGGCUGCAAACUUCACAGAAGAGUGGAACCAAGAGGUGCAGCGUCUCUUGACAAAAAAAUCACAUAACUAAGUUCUGAGGACUGUAGCACAGUACUUUUGUUCUAAGAGUUGUAGUUUGUAGAUGUGUGUUUUUGACAACAAGACUUUUGUUUAAAGCUAACUUAUAUUAGCUACAUCUUCUGUAACAUGGCUCAUUACCGGUGAAGAAAACAGACUGAUGUACAUACUGCUGUUACAAAGGAUGGCGGUAUUAAUAACUCACAUAAACCCUUUGCACAUGAUAUUGAACCUGUUCAGUUUACAAUGACAAUACUGUUUAUAGAUAGAAAUUUGAUUUCUGAAUACUUUGAGAUUUUAGUAGAUUGGUUUACUAUACACUGUACAUUUUUUCCACAGAAGAAAUAAAAAGCUACAAUUAUGCAUUUAACACUGAAUGAUUAUACUCCUGAGUGUAUAUAUCUAGUAGCCCAAAAAGCAAAGUACCAGACUAUAUUUGCAAUUUGUUUGCAAGUCUUUAAAUUAAGACUUAUACAAAAUGUACUAAAAUAAUAAUAGUAAUAUAAUUAAUAAUAUUAAUAAAAAACCUCUCUAAUUUAGGGCUAAUGUGUAACUUAGGAAUGUUUCUUUCAAAAUAAUCUAACAAAUCAGCCAUAGAAGUUAGUGUAAAUAUUUUUUUUCCAAAUAGAUAUCAUAUACAAAAGGUGACAUUCAAAUGAUAUAGAAUCUAGUUUUUAAAUCAGCACAGAUCUUCUUAAAACUGUGAACUAUGUUUUGAAAUACUCGUUGCUAAAGCUGUUUAUAAACCACAGGUGCCAUAAGAUCCCUGAACUGACUGAUGUUACGUAUAAUCCUCCAUGGUAUUGUUUCAUUGAUGUUUUAGCUUUAGUAAGCAUGUGUUCAACAAACCGGCUCUUUCCAUCUCUCUGC